AUGAGUACAGACAAUAUAUCGGCGGUUCUGGACGACUUACUGGUCAAUUACGACAAGAAACUGCGGCCCGGAUUUGGAGGCGAUCCCCUGGAAGUCCAAAUCGACAUACUUCUGAGGUCAAUGGGUCCGAUAUCAGAGCGAGAUAUGGUGUACACCAUGGAUAUUUACUUCCGACAAAGGUGGAUGGAUGAGCGUCUAGCCACAAACACGUCUAUAGAGAACAUAUCCGUCAGUAUCAAACUGCUAGAAAAAAUCUGGUACCCGGAUACUGUCUUCUUCAAUGGCAGAAAGUCUUCUCUCCACCUUGUCCCAACCCCAAACAGGUUCAUAAGGAUAGGCAACAAUGGGUCGAUGUAUCUUUCACAAAGACUGACAGUGCGGGCGAUAUGUCAAAUGAAGCUGCAGAAUUAUCCUCUGGAUUUCCAAGUCUGCCCGCUACAUAUAGGCAGCUUUGCAUACUCUACAAAGGACGUGGUGUAUAUGUGGCGGUAUGGGGCGUCCUCCUCGGUUGAACUGGCGGCGGAUAUGACCUUAUCACAGUUUGACCUCACCAAUCACUCCGCCUCCUACUCUACAACUUUCAGAAAAGGAAUGGAGCUAUCGAUGCUGUCUGUCCAUUUCGGUCUGAAGCGUCAUUCGGGGUACUUCCUGAUCCACGUGGUGGUACCGUGUAUUCUGUUGGUCAUUCUGUCCUGGGUCAGCUUCUGGAUCAACCGAGAAGCCACAGCCGAUCGUAUAGCGUUAGGCACAACAACAGUACUGACCAUGACUUUUCUAGCCUUGGAGAACAGAAACGACCUCCCCCGUGUGUCUUAUGCCACUGCCCUGGAUGUCUACGUCGCCAUGUGCUUUCUUUUUGUCAUAUCUACCAUCGUACAGUUUGCCGUUGUUCAUCACUUCACAAAACGAGGUCACGGUGACCUAGAUCAUUCCGGCCAAAAACAAGAACCUAGUAAGGCUCUACAGAGAAAGCCCGCCAUCGGAAGAGUACGGUUUCGGCGGCAGAAUGGCACCUCUACGACGUCAUCAAGAAUAUUUGUUUCCCGGGCGGGUGACAGCCGGUUCGGAGUGUGGCUGUCUAGUCUACGCUUUCGUCGUCAAGCCCGAAAGUCCACUCUAGAGCCCAAUAGUGUUAGUAAAGUGGAUAAAAUUUCAAGGCUUAUGUUUCCUGUUGUUUUUGUAAUCUUAAAUUUAGCAUAUUGGGUGAUAUUUUUGUCAUAG
Messenger RNA from Ylistrum balloti, 1221 nucleotides. Its product is annotated as gamma-aminobutyric acid receptor alpha-like. The record is from RefSeq and is a predicted model, not a curated record. NCBI's taxonomy places the organism in Eukaryota, Metazoa, Mollusca, Bivalvia, Pectinida, Pectinidae. Bases 1 to 1221 code for a protein of 406 amino acids. Gene Ontology annotation, biological process: monoatomic ion transmembrane transport; regulation of membrane potential; nervous system process. Gene Ontology annotation, molecular function: neurotransmitter receptor activity; extracellular ligand-gated monoatomic ion channel activity; GABA-A receptor activity. Gene Ontology annotation, cellular component: synapse; membrane; neuron projection. The transcript has 8 exons.